Molecule: messenger RNA, 765 nt
Organism: Henningerozyma blattae CBS 6284
Lineage: Eukaryota; Fungi; Ascomycota; Saccharomycetes; Saccharomycetales; Saccharomycetaceae
Exons: 1
Coding region: 1-765 (254 amino acids)
Cellular component (GO): membrane; endomembrane system
Source: RefSeq, a predicted model, not a curated record
AUGAAAUUAACAGCAGAUGAUGCAUCAACUCUAGUGUUGCCACAGACAACCACUUCAUUAAUUAUCAACGUUAUUUCUUUGAUUUCUGCAAGUUACGGCCUUAAUAGAGCAAGUGCAUUACCCCUACCACCAACAUUAGCAAAGGCUGGUGACAAACAAUUCUUAACAAAUAUCUCAGUAAUAGCAACAAUUCUGAGUAACAUUGCUGGUAUUUGCAACUAUUUUAUCCAAAGAAGACAACAUAAAGAUUACAAGAUUGGGUAUCCCUGUGAUGGUAAAAAGAGAGCAAAUUUUGUCUCAAGACAUUUGCUAUUACCUUUAGCUUUGGUUUUAGAAACGAUCGUUCCAUUAGUAUAUUGGCCAUUGAGAUUAUUUUUCAUAAACUUAAUCAUGCAAGGUGCAGAUGAAGUUGACCAUUACCCAAUCCCAGUUCUCGUAGAUGUGGCAAUCCAUUUAUUCCCCUUUAUAGCUUUGUUUGCUGAUCACUAUUUAUCAGGAUCAGACAAUAAGUUUAUCCUUUCAAAUUCAGUGGCGUUGGUCGUUGUCACUACUUUGGGAAUCGCUUACAACAGAUGGUUAGCAUUCAUAAUCGACUUUGAAGCAGGCCAAAAGAACCCUUAUCCUUUCUUAGAUGUUCGCGAACCAUUCAGAUCCGUUAUCUUUGCCUGUGUCACAACAGUCGCUUGGGGAUGUUAUGCCUUGUAUCAAAAGUAUCCUCCACGUAGAGAACUUCCAAUCAAUUUAGGUGAAAAGAAACUGCUUUGA